UUCAAGAGUAGGUUCUGCUCGUGUCAUCUACCCUUUCUGUUCCUUGGCUUUUGCUCUCAACAGCCACACACUCCCUCUCCUUCAUCCCUUUAGAAAGCAUGGGGAAGUCAUAUCCCACUGUGAGCAAUGAAUACAAGCAGGGAACUGAGAAAUGCAAGAGGAAGCUCAGGGGACUCAUUGCUGUGAAACAUUGUGCCCCCAUUAUUCUCCGAUUGGCAUGGCACUCAGCUGGUACUUACGAUGUUAAGAUGAGGACAGGUGGUCCAUUUGGGACAAUCAGGAAGCCGGGUGAGCUUUCUCAUGGCGCCAACAAUGGCCUUGACAUCGCUAUCAGGCUGUUGGAGCCCAUCAGGGUGCAGUUCCCCAUCUUGUCUAAUGUUGAUUUUGACCAGUUGGCUGGUGUUGUUGCUGUAGAAGUUACUGGAGGCCCUGAGGUUCUUUUCCAUCCUGGGAGGGAGGACAAGCCUGAACCCCCUCCAGAAGGCUGCCUUCUAGAUACCACCAAAGGUUCUGACCACUUGAGGGAUGUAUUUGGUCACAUGGGUCUCAGUGAUCAGGACAUUGUUGCUCUCUCUGGCGGUCACACCCUGGGAAGGUGCCACAAGGAGUGCUAUGGAUUUGAGGGAGCUUGGACUACCGAUUCCCUGAUCUUCGAUAAUACCUACUUCAUAGAGCAUCUGAGUGGAGAGAAAGAGGGUCUUCUCCAACUUCCAACAGACAAGGCCCUUCUUAGUGAUCCAGUUUUCCGUCCCCUUGUUGAAAAAUAUGUUGCUGAUGAGGAUGCUUUCUUUGCAGAUUAUGCUAAAGCUCAUUUGAAGCUUUCUGAAUUGGGAUUUGCUGAGUGCUGAUUUGAAAAUCUUAAUGAUGUGGAGGGAAGUAGGGAUGGAAGUUAAAAUGGGUUGUUAGUAGUAGCGAUGAUGACUACUAUCGAAAUAAAUACAAGGCCUCAAGUCUUCAUUUUGAUUUAC
Magnolia sinica is the source of this 968-nucleotide messenger RNA. Its product is annotated as L-ascorbate peroxidase, cytosolic-like. The transcript has a single exon. NCBI's taxonomy places the organism in Eukaryota, Viridiplantae, Streptophyta, Magnoliopsida, Magnoliales, Magnoliaceae. Gene Ontology annotation, molecular function: peroxidase activity; heme binding. Bases 99 to 848 code for a protein of 249 amino acids. Gene Ontology annotation, biological process: cellular response to oxidative stress; hydrogen peroxide catabolic process; response to reactive oxygen species. The record is from RefSeq and is a predicted model, not a curated record.